AUGGCCACGACGUCAGCGCGGACGCACGGCGACCAGCAGCCCCACCCAUACGGGCUGCGGCAGGACCCGCUGCGACGCAUGCGGGGCCUGGACGCCAAGUCGGCGCUCCGGGCCAGCCCGCGCACGGCCACGAUGGCCGCGGCCGCCCUCCUCGUCCCGCUAGGUGCCGCGCUGCUGGGCGCCUCGGGGCUCGCGCUGGCGGCAACCCUGACCGGUCUCGCGGUCGUCACACCGCUCCUCGUGAUCUUCAGCCCGGUGCUCAUACCCUUCGCGCUGGCCGCUGUGCUCAUCGCGUCGGGGCUCCUCGCGUCGGGCGCGCUCAGCGUCGCGGGCGUCUCGGCGCUCACGUGGGCUAUCGGGUACGUCUGGCGAUGGCAAGGCGAAGGCGGCGGCGGGGUGACAGGGAUGGUGGUGCAGCCGCUGGAUCACGGGUUGAAGCGGCAUGGCGUGGAAGGCGGCACCGCUGCGUUCGUGGGGCACCGGCCCCUGCCCCAGGACAUCGAUGUUGCUAGUGCAUGA
Molecule: messenger RNA, 519 nt
Organism: Miscanthus lutarioriparius
Lineage: Eukaryota; Viridiplantae; Streptophyta; Magnoliopsida; Poales; Poaceae
Source: the annotation of a GenBank genome assembly